AUGAAGAGCACACUGAGCACCUGGACCCCUCUGAACCACCCGCUGUCCAACACCAAGCUGUUUGAAGAGAGGCGCAGCCUUCUGGCAAAGUGGUUCGACAGGUGGUCCGGCGGCCAGAGGAAGGCGGUGCUGGAGGACUUGGUGCUGAGCUGUUCGGUGGAGCAGCUCCGGUUCCUGAACGUCAGCGUGAGCAGACGGCUCCCCCUGCAGGCCGCAGACCUGUGCUGCCUGCUGCCCAGAGCCCUCUGCCUCUACCUCUUCUCCUUCCUGGACCCACGCAGCCUCUGUCGGUGUGCCCGGGUGAGCUGGCACUGGUGGAGCAUAGUGGAACUGGACCAGCUGUGGAUGCCCAAGUGUGUGAGGCGGGGCUGGUGCAUCAGCUUCUCCCCCGCCCCUCUGGAGCAGGGCGUCUGGAAGAGACACUACAUCCAGACGGUGCAGGAGCUGCAGGCCGCCUCAGCCCAGCAGCAGUUUGUGGCUCCACACGUUUCAGCCGUCGGCGGUAGACGUGAGGGUCCGUCAGGACCAGCCUUCAUCAGAGAGGAGCCUUCAGCGUCCACCACCCAACCCCCCGGAAGCAUCUCCAGGACGGGAUUAAGAAAAGAGAAGCUGCCGUGGAGAGACUCCGACAGACGUCCCAGAGACACACUGCGCUUCAACUACCUGGACAACCUGGACCCUCUGGACCCCCUGGAGCCCCUGGACCCUCUGGAGCCCCUGGACCCUCUGGACUCCCUGGAGCCCCUGGACCCUCUGGAGCCCCUGGACCCCAGUGAACAAGCUCUCAAAGCGGCCGUGACCAGCGGAGCCGCACGGAGCCAGAGGACGCGGUCUGAGGCGCUCUACAAGCUGCACGAAGCCAACGCGCUGGUACACCACGCUCCAUCCAUCACCACCACGAGCCCACUGCGACUGGGACCCCCACGUCUGAAUCAAAGGGGGAGGAGGGGGGUAAACGUUGGGGGACUCUCUGGAGACCGUGCAACCAGCAGGCAUCAUGAAUUAUGGAACAGCGUUUACACAGAGAGCACGUUAAUGAUGCUCAGAGAGAUGAAGCCAAAGGAUGCUGAUGAAGGGGUUUGGGGGGAUAGGGGACACUGUGCUCUUUCAUAGUCACAAUUUGGUGAAAUCAUCAUACAUUAUUUUUCUGCAACUAUUUUUUAAAUAUAACAGUGUACAUCUGGAAUCACGUAGAAUGUUGGUUAUUAAAGUAGCUCCAGUUCUCU
Molecule: messenger RNA, 1226 nt
Organism: Cyclopterus lumpus (lumpfish)
Lineage: Eukaryota; Metazoa; Chordata; Actinopteri; Perciformes; Cyclopteridae
Gene: fbxo16
Product: F-box protein 16
Exons: 6
Coding region: 1-1113 (370 amino acids)
Molecular function (GO): protein binding
Source: RefSeq, a predicted model, not a curated record